GCUUUGAACUGUGAUGGUGAGGACAUCUAACACUUAAUCUGCUGUUCCUGCAGAGCAAGAUUUUCACAUUUUCCUAAGAGGGUCUUAUAAGUGUAUUAAAGAUGGGGGUCUGGUGGGAUAAAGUAAUUAAGCUUAUAUGGAUUAUCUUUAAUUUGACUAUUUCAACUGGACUUUUAAUCAUUAGUAAAGGAACAUCAUUGUUUUUAAUUUCCCAGCUGAAGAUGAAUAAUGAAACAGUUCCAAUCUGUGACCUUGAGGUUUGUAAAAAAUAUGAGACAUCCUUUGAAAGUGUUCCAACUCUCACAUGGAAGCUUUGCAUAUUUACGAUACUGAUAUUUCCUGAAGUUCUAAGUAUGAUGAUUACCACUUAUCAAUCUCUGAACAUCAUCUGGAGAAUUAAAGAAGAGAUAUACUGGUUUAGUAUAUGUUUGGAGAUCCUUUGCCAAACCUUACAUGUCACUGGUAUGCUCUUGCUAGUCUUUGUUACACUGCCAUCUUUAUCCAUUGUAAACAUUCUAAUAAUGUUUAAUUGUUGUUUAUUUGUUCCAAACAUUUCGCGAAUUUUUAUGGCAGAAGAACGAAAAAUAGUUUAUUUGGUUCUUGAUAUUUUGAGUCUGGUAAUUGGAGUCACAGGAUUAGUACUGAUGGUUGUAUAUAGUACUGAUGAUGUUGACUGGAUUUUACCUUUAGGAUUAACUUUAGCCUCUUUUACAUGGUGGAGAUGCUUCUUUCCUGACAGGGUAACAAAAGAAAAAAACACAAAACUUUUUAAGUACAAUACUCUCACAACCAUGAUUUCAUCAUAUUGGAAAAUUUUCGCCUAUUCAGUUGGAUUCAUAAUAGUUCUUUACGUACAAGAUGAAUUGAAAAACAACACUGACACAAUGGGAUUUGAAUUUGAUAACCAAGUCAUAUUACAGUAUAAGCCACCAUCACCACCCUUUCUACCAUUAAAUGAUACCAUGGACAUUUGCUUUCCAGGAUCAACCGUAGCAUAUCCUGAUCAAAAUGACUGUUCUGGAUUUUGGGUACGAAAUUGUACAUCUUAUCUUCCAGAUGUACCAAGCUUAAGCUAUGUUCAGUGUCCUGGAGAUAAAGUAUUUGUUGGAAAGCAAGAUUGCCCUUUUGUUAACAAUGAGUGUUGCAGUGAAGACCCAUGGAUCAGUUUAAAUUGUACUAGUUACAAUUGUACUAAUAGGGAUAACAUUACCAAUAAGGAUAACACUUCAUAUCUUGUUUUUAAAUUUCCAGACAACAAAAAUAGUUUCACAGACUGGAGGAUUGACAUUGAAACAACAUCUCUUGGUAGAAUUUAUCCAGUUCUUGUUAUGCUUAUUCAAAUUGGUUCAACAUUUCUAGCUUACAAAUCAAUCAUAAUAGGAUGUAAAAGCCAAAUAAAGAUAUUGCAGAUAGAAAUAGCUUUGGGACUUCCUGUUAUUCUUUCAAUAACUCUGACUUAUGCUAUAGCAUUGUUUGUUUGUGAUGACUUAAGCGAUCAAUGUAAACUGUCUCCAGUUAUCCCUAGCGGUAUAAUAUUUUCAUGUGGAACAUCUAAAGAUGAGUUUUACAGCCUAUUCAAAAUAGUCUACAUACUCGUAUUUGUGGCUGAAUUGUGGAUUUGUAGGCAUAUUUGGGUGCAAACCACUUCAAUCAUGGCUAAGUCAGACACCAUGUUCUCAAGCUUAUACUAUAACUCUAUACUCAUAGAUCAGGCAUUACUAAUUCAGAGAAGAUCUAACGAGAAAAUUACUAAUGUGUCAGGUUCAGGAAUACGUUGUAGAAAAGUGAAAAUCAAAGCCUGUGCUACAAUGUGGCAUGAAACAGGAAAGGAAAUGAUGAAGCUUCUUAAAUCUGUCAAAGGCACCAUAACAAAACUCAAUACCAUUGGAGGAAAUCGCCAUGGUUGUAUUUGGGAGACACAUAUUUUUUUUGAUGAUGCAUUCUCUAAUGGCGAACUAAACUCAUAUGUCAAAGAAUUCUUAACUGCCAUGAAAGAUGUGUUUCAAGAACAAACUUGCACAAUAAUAGAAACUCCAUAUGGUGGUGAAUUACAGUGGAAAAUACAGGGUACUACAUUUGUUUGUCACCUGAAGGAUAAAGUUAAAAUUAAAAAUAAGAAAAGAUGGAGUCAAUGUAUGUACAUUACAUUUUUCUUAAAAGAACAUCUGUGCAAUCUGAGCUUCAGAAUGAAAAAGCAUCUUGAUGAAAAUGAAUAUAUUCUAGCUUUAGAUGGUGAUAUAAUUUUUAACUUUGAUGCUGUUGAGAAAUUAAUAGAUGUUGCAAAGCAGGACCCUAAAGUUGGUGCAGUUUGCGGUCAAAUUCAUCCAGUUGGUAAAGGCUUUAUCCCCAUAUAUCAGAAAUUUGAAUAUCAGUUGGGUCACUGGUUGCAGAAAUCUACUGAGAGUAUUCUUGGUAAUGUACUGUGUAGUCCAGGCUGUUUUUCUCUCAUUCGGUUAAAGGCUUUAAUUCAUCCAUCUAGUUAUGAUCAAAAAUUGAUAGUGGACUCAGAGAGUGAAGUGGACUAUGGAUACACAGAUGAUGUGCACAAUAACUAUGCAAAGAAAUUGGAAAAGAGUUCCAUUGAGAGAUAUCUUACUGAGUCAAGUGAAUCCAUGCAUUAUGUUCAGUAUGAUCAAGGUGAAGAUAGAUGGCUUUGUACUCUUUUGAUUGAAAGAGGGUGGAAGAUACAGUAUUCUGCUCUCAGCCACUGUGAAACUGCAUGCCCUGAAACCUUUGAUGAGUUUUAUAACCAAAGGAGAAGAUGGUCUCCAUCAACUGUGGCUAAUAUUUGGGAUUUGCUUUAUAAUGGAGGACCAACUCUUCUAAAACAUGGACAUCUAUCAAUUCUUCAUAUUCUUUAUCAAUUGCUUAUUUUAAGUGCAUCUUCCAUUGGACCAGGAAGUGUGUUUUUGAUGCUUGUGGGAGGAACAAAACUUGCAUUUCAAAUGACAAACUGGACUGCUCUGAUUAUCAAUGCAUUGAUAAUUUUAGUUUACCUUAUGGUUUCCAUAUUUUCUCAAAGAAAAAAUCACAUCCUUGUGGCUAAAGCAAUAAGCCUUGUUUAUGGAUUAUUUAUGAUUACCAUUUUGAUUUCUAUGAUUAUAGAUUUCAAACAACAAUUUGAACGCUGUACUCUCACCCCUUCAAUACUAAGUUUAUCUAUUACAACAAGUUCCUUUCUGUUUGUUGCUAUCCUACACCUGUUUCAGCGCCCAAGUAUGUCCCUCAAAUUUUUCUUCCAGACAGAUCUUCUAAAAUUUGCAUUUGCAUCACUAGUCUUCUUUAUCACAAUUCCUUGCAUGUUCCUCCUACUUCCUUUCUUUUGUGUGUUCAACAUAGAUGAUAUUAGUUGGGGGACAAGAGAAAGUAAGGAUGAUGUAAAGAUAAAACAAAAAUCGGAAAAAAAGAAAAGUGUCAUCUAUAAAAUACAAAGGCGAUCCGGUAUAAUCUGUGAAGAAACCCCCCAACAAAUUAAUGAAAUUUUAAGACUUGGCACUAGCUGGAUUCAAGAUCUGAUUGCAUUUGAUAAGAAAACAACUAUGAUUGUAAAAGUUUUAGAUGAGAAAGAAAGUGGAUUUUGGAGCUUUGUUUUGGAAGGAGAAAGUGAUCAUCAAUCCAAUUAUCAAGAGUUUUUAAAAUCUUCAUUGAAACCAACUCCAGCUUCGAAAGCUCAAAUGAAAGAAAUAUCUUCAGGCUUACAGGCAAUGAGAACUGAAAUAUUCCUAAUAUUUCUUUUCUUAAAUGCAAGCUGGAGCUUUGCAAUCUUCUGGAUGCAGCAAGCAUUUGAAGAUGAUGGAACUUUUGGACUUAAUUGGACAUUUUGCCCACUUUCAGAAGGAAUUUCCGGAAACAAUAGCUAUACAAGCUCAUCUGCAGACUUAAUGCCUGCAAUUAAAUACUACCAAGUGGAUCCCAUUAACACAGUAUUUCUUAUUCUUUUCAUCUUUAUUUUGAUACUUCAGAUGAUAGGCAUGCUUGUUCAUAGAAUACAGACAAUGGGACAUUGGCUAGCAGGGGUUUCAAUUUUUACCAACAAAAAGAAUAGUGGUAUGAAAGAAGCAAGUAUACCAGAACACUCGCCUAGAGCAAAUUAUCAUUCUAGUGUUAAAUAUCAGAACUCAAGAAAAAAUAACGAUCACACUGCACAAUCAGAAAAUAAAAAAGUAAAACGGUUUCCCUCUAAAGCUGCCUUAAAUCAGACUACAGAAGAGAUGAAAAGAAAAGAGGAAGAACCAAAUGAUUUUAGAUCUUCAAUUCAUCCUCAACCACAUCUUGCACUUUCAAGUGAUACAGUUGAUCAUGCUAAUGAUACUAUUCAUGUUUACAAUGUUUAUGAUUCUAUUCAUAAUUCUGAAUCUGAUGGAGAAAUGUCCAGUUCUUCAAGUUCAUCAGCAGAUGUAAAGAGAGUUUAUACAAUCAAUAAUCCCACCCAAGAGAAGAAGCUCAAAACUGACCAAAUCAAACGAACCAAAUUAUCUCCAACAUCCUCUCACAAAAACAGUGCACUGGAGGACUUUACAACAAGAUGCUAAUUCAAUUGGUAUUGUUGAAUGCUUGAUCAUGGCUUGAAUGUAAGGAUGAUAAUGAUGCUAAUUUGUAUUUUUCUUAUCUUAUGCAUCUUUAAAAUUUCUGUAAAUUUCUGUUAAUAAAUUAUCAGUAUUUAAA
This is a messenger RNA of Eurytemora carolleeae, 4665 nucleotides long. RefSeq lists its product as uncharacterized. Gene Ontology annotation, cellular component: cell periphery; cell septum. Bases 102 to 4532 code for a protein of 1476 amino acids. The transcript is spliced from 6 exons. Gene Ontology annotation, molecular function: chitin synthase activity. NCBI's taxonomy places the organism in Eukaryota, Metazoa, Arthropoda, Copepoda, Calanoida, Temoridae. The record is from RefSeq and is a predicted model, not a curated record.